CUCGGUAAUUUCGCUUAUGACGCUACAAUGCCUCGGUUCCCACUGCAUACAUCAGUCCAAGCAGGCUAUCGUAGCACUGUAGCGAACGUUCCCAGCGGUCAACAAACACUCUUACCACUUGCUGCAAUAUUCUUAAUAGCCCCCCAUUAAGACGAAAUCACAGCUUAAAUCACAAAGCAAAGAAGUGGUUGGGCACUUGCCUCUAUUCAACAGCGCGCUUGAAGACAGUGCCCGAAGUAAUUCGUGUGGUCCACGCAAUGAAGACGUUCACGCUUCUUGUCAUCCUCACGACACUCACACUGAUAUUGCUCUCGUUUCCAGAGGAAAGUCACGGGGUUGUUUUUGUUCUUACAAAUGGCAGAGUAAGGAAGGUUCAAAAGAGGGAACAAGAACGAAAGAAGAAACGACGAAAAGCACGCCUAAGAAACAAAAAUCGGAGGAAAAGAAAGAGACAAGAAAAUAAACGAAAACUCAAGGAAAUGAGGCGCUGGCUGACACGAUUCUCCAAGAAGGUGAGUAGCGAGUCUGGUUUGUAGACACAAGACUUAUGAUAUAAUAACGAAAUAAUUAAUUCAGUGCUACAAGGCUAAUACAAGUAAGUGAGUGUUCCGUCUUUAAGCAUUGUCAAUGAAAUGCUUAAUGCGUUUGGGCUUGGAGCAGAAGUAUCAACCUCGUUUGAUUUGGCGAUUUUGUAACCGGUCGACGCGGAUGUUUUGAAAACGAAAACGUGAGUGUAAACGUGAGUGUAAUCCACUGUAAUCUCUGCGCAUUCGAAAUUAUGGAAAUUUUGUAGAUACUUCUACACGCGUUAAAUAAUGACAACAUUUGAAACCAAAUCGACUUGAUUAUCCUAAGAAUGUGGGAAUAGUGUAGUCUGAGACAAACACUUAGCACUUUCGUCGUGAAUGAGAUGAAAUUUAUUGAUAGAGAGAAAAAAGCAAAUUAGUAGUAAACAUCGUCAUUAGCAAACACACGCCAUGCAGUAAAUAAAAAAAACGUAUCUUGUACAUCUCUCGGUCGUUGUAGAAGAAGCACUUGAGUCUGAAACAAUCAAAGCAUUAUCAGUGAAAAGCUUAAUCCAUCACAAGCAGUCGGUGGAAAGAUUCAGUCAUGAUAAAGGAAAAGUAAGGCACGUUUUAAAAUUGACUUUUCUCUUUGCGGUUCGAUGACUGAGAAGAACAAACAAAAAGUUUAAAAAUAAAUCACGGAGGUGAAUGCACUGCGUGUAAUCUUGGAAACCUGAUGGUACAACGUGGUGGCCUAUACACGUAGUCUAAAUUUAAAAAUGUCGUUGUUUUGUAGAGCAAAAGUUUCGAUGUUGGAGACCGGGGCGUAAGAAAGAAGCCCAUUUGGUGAUCCACGAAUGACACUGCAGGAAAAGCAUGGAAAAUACGCGCCAUGUUGUUGAGACACAACGUUGGAUUGUAAACUUCCUCCCACCUUCAACGAACAUAAGACUAAGAUCCAACACAAGAUUGGUGCGAACUAAGUUAAAAGUCAUACUGAUAAAUGAUGCAUUCUUCGAACAGGGCAAAUUCACACACUCGAAAAGACUGAAAUAAAUUGCCAAGACUUAAUUAUAUCAGCCUCAUUAACUUUGUCCAGCAUUAAAUGUUGAAAUAAUGACGAGCAAUGAAAAUGCUUGCUCGUUGGUACAUUUGUGAAAAUGAUGCAAAUCGGCUGUUGAGAUUUCAACUUCUAUUUAUUUAUUCCUUUUUAUGUAAUUUCAUUAGAAACUUUAGGUACCAGUUAAGCGCUUAACAUAACAUAUUUGUGGAAAAUAACUGAGUUUUUUUUAAGUUUGUAUGCUCGUUUUAAAUUAUAGCGUGCGCAAAUUGAUUAUUGUCGACAUUUGGGCUCCACCUCGAGCUGGACCUAAUCAUAAAUAAAACUACUGCAGAUUGAAACAUGUUCGAGUGUCUCAAGUUUGACUCUCAGCUACGAUUCAUAAGUACACAGUGACAGGCUUCUGUAAACAGUACAUUCGAUGGAAACUAUUUUUAGUUAGGAAUAUACUUUGCGACUUCCUCUCGACCUCCUUGUGUAAUUUACAACAUCUAUGAGAGGAUAAAGGAUUUGUUACUCAGAGGUGUGACAGUAGAGAAAUUCGAGCUCGUUAUGUCAUUUCUUAAGAAUUUGGUCAAAUAAAAGGAAAUAUUUUUACUUACAAAACAAGUUUAGUCACAGGCAUAAUUACUGAAUGAUGUAAUACAUAAAGUGGGUUUUGGCAGUGGCAAGUUUAUUGUUUUACGUGGCUCUUGUUCGUCUUUUGAGGUCGAAUUGUGAUUUGGAGUGUGAUUUAACGUACGAGAAAAACCGGAAAACUCAGCGAGGAAGCAAACUCACAACAAAAAACUCAUUAGCUUGUAUAGCUGGUGGUAUUUUGGAUUCUCGAACCUCUCGUGGCUUCGCCGCUCGAUUUGCGGCUCCGGCACUCAACGCUUCAUAGCGCACACAAAACCGCUAACUAUACGUGGGCUGCAUCAUGAGACAAGGUUCAAACUGUGGCUACAAGAUCCCUUCAAAGCGCAUACAAAACUGCUGACAAUACGUAGGCUACAUCAUGAGGCAAGGUUCAAACCUUGGUUUCAAAGAUGGGGGUCGGAACGCUCCCUGCUGGCUGCUGCUAUCCAAUAAAUCGCAACUUGCACCCUGGAUCGAAUGGUACAGCUGCCAUGCUUUGUUUCUCACAAUAGUUUCCCUUCCACCGAGCAAUGGUUGGGCAAAAAAACACAAUUUUAGUUGAACAUAGAAUAAUAUCAAUAGUCAAAAAUUUAAUCUCAAUAGAGCAGUGGUAAAAAGUUUCUUAGAGAUUGGGCGAAUUAGGUCCCCAAAUAUGCAUGUAAAUCGCUUCUUAACCCCCUUUCUUGGCCGAACGUGGCAUUACUUCAUGCAUAAAAAAAAGCCUUUUCCUAGAAUAGUGUUUUCUAAGGCGCGAAUCAUUUCCUUAGGCUGCGUUAAAGUUUGCGUUACUUGUCGAUAUGCUGGGGCAUAAUAGAAAUCUGCCAAAAAUGUGGAAACUGCCACAUUGAGCCCCGACAAUCUUUGGAAAAUUGUGGCAGAAAAUUCGUAAAAAUAAAGCGAAUUUUGAAUAACGACCUUCAAAAAUAAGUUCUCGACACCCCUAUUCUCCCUUUCAAAAUCAGAUAUUGCUCAAAUUUGCAAAUUGUUCAUUCAAUUUUGCAAAGAUACAGAGAGAGACAAAAGUCAUUAAUGACUGAAACAUUUUCCAACCCUACGUAGUGACCAAGGUUGUGGCUUUUCACCAAGGAAUUCUUGACUGAGCAGAAAAGUGUUAAAAUCUGUAGUUGAAGUCUGCACCCUGAGUCAUAAUCGCCGUGAAUGCUACAUGGAACCUAUACCGCUUUCUCUUGGACAGCAGUUAUUAUUACUCCUUAUCAUGUCGGUCUAUCAUGGGCUAUCUUCGCUCUUACGUCUUCCUACGUUUUCCUGGCAAGUUUUUGGUGUCCCUUACAUGAUCCUGGUUAUAGAGAGGCACACGCACUGCGAGAGUUAAGAGGCCCACGAGUCUCACACAAAGAUUACAAACUGGACAAAAUUGACGAUAUCUCGAACGCGCAAACUUUAGGACAAUGCUUACCUAUUGACCAGAUAUAGAAAUGCAUAGAAACUUCAAGUAUUCUAUCAGCUAAAUUGGGACUAAAGCUAUUACACGCUGACAAUGUUUAAGAAGGCUAAUAUAAAGUUGUGAAAGAAAUUUCCCGGUUUUCUAGAAUCGAUUUUUAUGGAUUUAGAAUGUUAUUUGGAAAACGUGGUUUUUACAUCAUUGCAAAAAAUAUCUCGGUAAUUUCUUAAGAGAUUUUACCGAGGUAUCUGUUUGGAUAAAACCCUCUUUAUGUUGAUAUUCUAAAUGUAUUGAUAAAAUACGAG
Molecule: messenger RNA, 3891 nt
Organism: Pocillopora meandrina
Lineage: Eukaryota; Metazoa; Cnidaria; Anthozoa; Scleractinia; Pocilloporidae
Source: the annotation of a GenBank genome assembly